Amoebophrya sp. A120 is the source of this 1192-nucleotide messenger RNA. Lineage: Eukaryota; Dinophyceae; Syndiniales; Amoebophryaceae. The record is from the annotation of a GenBank genome assembly.
AUGACCACCAGCCAGCAGCGAGACGUUUUGAAUGAGUCUGACCUCAUAUGCGAGAAAUAAACUGUGAAUGAUAAUGGAGGUCCUCCUGGGAGUCGUGACAGCAUGACAAAAAUUUUGUUCCGGCAUGUCAGAUGAAGCCAGUCAGGCACAUCUACUUAAUGCUUGAAAACACAUGUGAAAGAUGACUUCAAGGCUGGCCAGAAUAGCAAUUGCAACUGUGAUGAUGUAGCGUGCUUCACAUUUUCAGACUGACACUUGAACAUACACAAUUUUUUUGUUGCAUACCUCAGUUGUGGCACGUCGCGCAGCAUCGAAUCGGUGGAAGGCCGGGCCUCGGUUGUCGCCUUUUCUCUACCCGUGAGGGAUCAAGAUGAUCCGCCGCCACCCAACCAGCUGCACGCAAACCGAGCGUUCAACAUCCCGGAUGUGCAACGACGAGCGCACGAUCCUAGCAGAAGUAGCGAGGAUGGCGAUGGUCUGCGAGGAUGGUGAACUACCUGCCGACAGUGAUGUUAGAACGUGAAAUAAAACGAUGAACACGAGCCGGUGGAGUAGUGGAACGUACAGUAAGUAGUAGGUGGCAAAUUAUGUCAUACUGCUGAUCGUUGUGAUUCUGAUACUGAUUGGUUUACUAGGUACAGCUGGGAUUCGACUUCUGGAAGACCUACAAACAGGGGUCUUCGUCUUGUUGCAUGGAAAUUCCCAGACCCACCAGUAGAGUAAACUAAUAAUUAUUCCGGUAUGGGAUGUCCAAUUUAUUGCAAGUAUUGGAGUGUGUGACGUUAUCGUUCCUACAAGAAGUUCAUAGAUGCAUUUUUAACACAAAAAUGAGUGCCUACUUAUAGUAAAUUUCACUUUCAGUGGCACUUUGCCAGCCGAAACGUGCGUAAUUCGCUUCGGUUGAGAUCAGCGCUGCUGUACAAAAUUUCGUAAAGUAGAAGUAGGGCUUGCACCUCCACUUUAGGAAUUCGUUUCACACACGUCAGAGAACUGGAAAGUAGGUAGAAAUAGAAGUUUUAGCGACGACAGAGCGAGUAGCAGAUCUUGAGUUGAAAACAAAAGUAAGUAUGAAAAAGGUGUGAAACUAUAAAAAAAUAAACAAAAAGACGAUGAGUAAAGGACAUAGGCAUAGCUAUAGCAAGAAGGGCUCCCGACACCACGAUAUCUUUUACCGGCUGUGUCUUACUUUGAC